Messenger RNA from Magnusiomyces paraingens, 1803 nucleotides. RefSeq lists its product as uncharacterized. Gene Ontology annotation, cellular component: small-subunit processome; Pwp2p-containing subcomplex of 90S preribosome. Lineage: Eukaryota; Fungi; Ascomycota; Dipodascomycetes; Dipodascales; Dipodascaceae. The coding region runs from base 1 to 1803 and encodes 600 amino acids. Gene Ontology annotation, biological process: rRNA processing. The transcript has a single exon. Gene Ontology annotation, molecular function: protein binding. The record is from RefSeq and is a predicted model, not a curated record.
AUGGCAGCCAAGUCAGAUAAAAAGCGAGCCCGAAAAACGGUAGAUAAGGGCUCUAAUUCUAAAAAGAAAAGUCGAGGAAGCAGCAAGUCGCGUCCUUCGCUUGAAAAGGAUGAAGAAGAACUUGCUUUGGAAAAGCUUGUUUUUGGUGAUAUUGAUGGAUUCGAAUCUUCUCUUAGACAUCUCGAUCUCGACAGUUAUUUAGAAGAGAUGAACCAGCAUAACAUGAUUAACGAGCUUGGUGGAGACGAUGAAAGUGACGGCGAUGAUGAAGAUGAAGAUGAAGAGGAGGAUGAAGAAGACCUUGGAGCUCUGGACGAUACCGAUCUUUUUGUUAUGGAUGAUCCCAAUGCUGAUGACAGCAAGACUGGCUCUGAAAACAGCGAUUCUGAUGACGAUGAUGACUCUGAUAAUGAUAGCAGUAUCAGUGAAGAAUCCGAGGACCUUAAUGAUAUCCUGGACGUUAAUGGUGGACAGGCCGCUUGGAUUGACAGCGAUGACGAGCGAUUACAAAUCUCUCUUGUUGACAAUAGCCGGCUGAAAAAGUUGCGGAAAACUAUAUCUGAAGAUUAUGUUUCUGGUAAAGAGUAUGCAAGACGUCUUCGUGCGAGAUUUGAAAAGGUUUACCCCGUGCCUGAGUGGGCCAAAGAGCCUGAGAGCGGUAAUGAAGAUAGCGAUGGGGAUAUUUAUAGUGAUGACGAGGAAGACGGAAAGGGUGGAAGAGUUGGUGCAGAUCCAUUAAGCCAACUGCUCCAGACUUCAGCAAGAUAUGUUUCAAACAAGAAGACCAAGCUGCUACCUCCAACUAUGCUUGAUAUUGAGCGGCUUAGUGAUGCAAACCAGGCUGCUCCUUCUCUUGCAGUCUUACAGUCGAUGCACUUCCACCCCACACAUCCAUUACUUUUAACUUCUGGUUUUGACCAGACUCUGCGUAUAUACCAUAUUGAUGGCAAGAAGAACCCCCUGGUGUCUUCAUUACAUAUUCGCAGACUUCCUUUCAAGACCGCUCUGUUCCACCCUGACGGUACUAGAGUCAUGGCAGGUGGUGCAAGGAAGACGUUCCGCAUUUGGAACAUUGAUACUGGUGAUGUGGUUAAGGUGACAAACCUAUAUGGCAAUGACGAGCAGCAACCAACAUUUGAGAAAUUCAAGUUGUCUCCAUGCGGCAAGUAUAUUGCUCUGAUAGGAAAACAGGGAUGGAUGAAUGUUCUUUCUGCUCAAACCGGCCAGUGGAUUUCCGGCGCUAAGAUUGACGAGGAGAUUGUGGAUAUUUGCUGGUACGGUGAUGGCAGCGGCGUAGUUUUGUGCAACAAGCAUGGUGAUAUUUGGGAGUGGGAUGUUGAAUCAAGAGCAUUUACCAAGAGAUGGAAAGACGAAGGUGGCAUAGGCAUUACAACUCUUUCCAUGGGCGGUAAAGGUGACCGAUGGCUUGCCGUGGGCAGUAACAAUGGUAUUGUGAAUAUUUACGAUCGCAAGACUCUGCAAAACGGUGGAUCAGAGACCGGACCCAAUGGCGAGCCACUUGUAUAUAAGCCACGGGCAGUUCUGAAGCAACUGAUUACUGCGAUUACAAGUUUGGAGUUUUCCCCUGAUGGACAAGUUCUUGCCAUGGCUAGUGACCAGAAACAGAAUGCUUUGAAGCUUGUUCAUAUUCCAACCUUUACAGUGUUCCGAAACUGGCCAACAUCUAAUACUCCACUUGGAAAGGUCUCAGCGGUAGCAUUCACACCUGGUGGUGAGAUGCUUUCGGUGGGCAAUCAGGCAGGCAAGGCGAGAUUGUGGAGACUGAACCACUACAGCAGUUAA